Messenger RNA from Dendronephthya gigantea, 2398 nucleotides. RefSeq names its product peptidyl-prolyl cis-trans isomerase FKBP14-like. NCBI's taxonomy places the organism in Eukaryota, Metazoa, Cnidaria, Anthozoa, Malacalcyonacea, Nephtheidae. The record is from RefSeq and is a predicted model, not a curated record. Bases 950 to 1783 code for a protein of 277 amino acids. The transcript has 3 exons. Gene Ontology annotation, molecular function: peptidyl-prolyl cis-trans isomerase activity.
GUAGUUCCUUGUAGCUCACAGCACUACAAACGUCUAUCUUUAUGUGUCCUGUGACUUGAACUGCAUGAGUGACUUUUCUCGGUACAAAAUCUGAACGAAAACAAGUCGAAUGUAUUCGUAUAAACGAUAAACAAACGGAUAUAUCAUUGACCAAUAUGAAUAAAGUUAACUAUAUCCAUGCACGUAAAACCAAAAAAUUAUGGCGAGAGCUCGUUAUGAUACGAAAACUGUUAUCUUAUGGAAUCUUGUGCAGUCGUUUAUAGCUCUACCUAAAAUAGUGAAAAUGGAAGGUGAACUAUUAUGAUGAAAUUGUUUUGAAGAAUGAGAUGAAGAAAGGUUACGCUGGCAAGGUGAAAUAAGAAGACACAUUAUUGAAAUUCCUAUCAGGGACUGCUUGUUGCUUCGCAAUUGUGGCGUCUCGUUUUAGAAACAAUACAAGCAGUAAACCAUCGUCUAACUGAUCACGCAAUCAGUGUUUGCACCAUUGCUGUGUCUGGUUGUCCAUCUAGAGCUGACUCUUAUAUAUUUAACAUUUCCUGCCUCUCUUGACAACGGAAAAUUUAGAUUGCAAUAGCUUUUUGGGGGCGUGCUUUUGAUACUUAUUGGAAGAGUUCAUGCAUGAAAUUUUCCUCACAUGCCAUUUAGUACGAGUUUCAGAUAGCUUGUUUUUAGCACCGAAUUGUUCUACCUUUUCUUCGCUCAGGCCUCAGAGAUAGGAUGAAUUAUCCGUAUAUGAAACUAUUAACAGCAGCGAUCAGUGGAAGUCGUCUUUCCAGGCAUAGCUGGUGUUUGAGGUCAGCUCUCAUAUCUGCCGCAGUACCUGCUUAUUUUUGACAAAUGUUGCAGGUUCUUUACUUCUGUGCAGCUCUAUCAGAGCUACACGUGGAAUAACAAGCAGUUGGCCCUCUACACUUGACAAAUAGUUAAGUUCAUUACAAACACGCGCGAUAUGGCUUUAAAAAAACGUAUUUCUCUAGCGUUCAUUGUUGUUAUAUUUCUUCUACAUUGUUGCCAGGCUAGUUUACUUCAAGAGACGUUAGCAAGAGAAUUCAAACAGGAAAAUCAGGAUGAAGAAACGAAAGUAGAAAUAAUAAAUGACGAGAAGAACAAUGAUGAGAAGUCGAACAGCGAAAAACAAACGCAGGCCGCGGAGGAAAGUGAAGAUAAGGGAGCAAGUGAGGAUAGCAAGGAACAUGAAGCGAGUAUCGUCCUUGAGACAAUCUUCAAACCAACGAAAUGUGACGAUAAGACAAAAUCUGGCAAAGUUGCGGUGAUGCAUUACACAGGCUGGGUGGGAGACAAGAAAUUUGACAGCACAAUUGAUCCUUUGAAGAGAUACGUGCCCUUUGAAUUUAUAAUUGGAGUUGGUUCUGUGAUCAAAGGAUUUGAAGAGGGCAUUAAAGAAAUGUGUAAAGGAGAACAAAGAAAGAUUACAAUCCCUCCUGAGUUAGGAUAUGGUACAAAAGGUGCUGGUCUCAUUCCAGGUAACUCAACGAUCACUUAUGAAGUUCAACUCCUGGACAUACGAGAGCCUCCUCCCCACGCCGACGUGUUUGGCGCGAUGGACGGAGAUGGCAACAAGAAACUAUCACGUGACGAAGUAGGUGAAUACAUGAAGAAACAGGCGAAGAUGCAUUAUGGGGCACCGAUGGACGACUAUUACUGGAACCAAUAUCACAAUCAAAUGGUUGAUAAUAUAUUUGCACAAGAUGACGAGGAUGAAGACGGACAUAUAUCACAUGAUGAGUUUAGUGGACCAAAAUUGCAUCACGAAGAGCUCUGAAUAACGGAACAAAAACCUACCGGAACUAUGUACCUAGAUACUAUAAUAGAUAUUUGAAUCCUCGGGUAUUGGACUCUGUCUGCCGACAUUUCCGGAGGAACUUAAACCCCGGUAUUCCGAGCGUAUUGACUGGCAUCUUGCCAUAGACAUAGUCAAUAGAUAGUCUCACAUUAAUCUAUUCUUAUUUCUGGCUGGUUUGCACGCAGGAAAAUUAUCCUCAGGACAGAAUCGGACAGAACAGUUUAUUUUGUCUGCGAGGUCUCAACUGAAACGAAUGAGUCUAAACACGGAGCUUCUUUACAAAGAAAACUUCCGGUCCUGAGGAUAAUCACCCCAAGUUAAAACUAGUUUUUACACAGGCCAAGCCCGACACCCCGGUACAAGGUUGGCUAAAACCGCCACUUUUGGCUGAAAAAUAUAAAGAGAAACAUGAUUUACAAAUUUACAGGUUUUUAGUUGGUCUAGCAUUCGCCUAAAGAACCAAAAAAGGACGGUGCAAGAGGUUAAUUUGAUCGUUUAAAUUGAAAUUAAGCCAAGACUUGGCUAUCGUAUAUAUUAUUAUCAUUUGCGCAUAAUUUUACUGGCGUUUGAUGUCAACUCAAUAUCGCUUUAAAA